Anguilla anguilla (European eel) is the source of this 1632-nucleotide messenger RNA. RefSeq names its product serine protease 23-like. Gene Ontology annotation, molecular function: serine-type endopeptidase activity. Gene Ontology annotation, biological process: proteolysis. The record is from RefSeq and is a predicted model, not a curated record. NCBI's taxonomy places the organism in Eukaryota, Metazoa, Chordata, Actinopteri, Anguilliformes, Anguillidae. The transcript is spliced from 2 exons. The coding region runs from base 374 to 1510 and encodes 378 amino acids.
CAUCAGCGCCGCGUGAACCAUUAGCGACUCCCAGUCACGUGAUUGCCUGUCUGAGAAAGUCGCAGCGCCUUGCGCAGCUUCGUCAGUCGGGAGUUUGCGCCGUUUUCAAUGAGUGUGGGAUUCUCUCGCACAAGCCUCCGCUGAAACUGUCUACGAACUCUGGAAUAAAGAUAUGAAUCCCGGGAAAGAAAAGGAAAAGUGCGAGUAUCUAAGAAUUUGACACUUUGGUGGCUUUUUUUCCUGCACGUGGAAAACUGUUCUGGCGUCUACUCCAAUGCCCCAACUGUAGACACCUCCAGCCACUGCUCUCGUACACCUGCCAGCCAGCCGCCUGCGGGGACAAGCGCAGGAUUUCUAUUGGUUCUCCGUCGGCAUGGCGCCCCAGGUGCGCAUCCUGGCCCUCUUCCUCCUGUCGCUGUGCUGUGACCGGGGCUCCCUGCGCCACAGCACCUCCUGGAAGCCGCAGUGGCCGCUGCUCCGCGUUCCCGUGGUCAUGCCCCAGCAGACGCUGGAGAGGCCGGCCCCGCACUUCCUGGCCGAGGCCAAGCUGGAGGUGACCUCCACCUGCGACCCGGACUGCCACAAGCAGGCCCCGACCCCCGGCUACUGGGACCUGCGCGAGUACCUGUCCUACGAGACGCUGCACGCCAACGGCAGCCUGGUGGAGACGGCGGUGGGCAUCUACGGGUUCAACACGGCCGACCUGCGGAGGGAGGCGGCCGGGCGCUCCCGGGCCCGCAGGCAGAUCUACGGGCCGGACAGCCGCUUCAGCAUCGUGGGCCAGGACUUCCUGCUCAACUACCCCUUCUCCACCGCCGUCAAGCUGUCCACGGGCUGCACGGGCACACUGGUGGGGGACCGCCACGUCCUCACGGCGGCGCACUGCGUGCACGACGGCAAGAACUACGUCAAGGGGGCGCAGAAGCUGAGGGUGGGCUUCCUGAAGCCGCGGCAACGCGACGCCCCGCAGGCCAACAGGACCGGCUCCCCCGGCCGGCCCGACAAGAUGAAGUUCCAGUGGAUUCGCGUGAAGCGCACGCACGUGCCCAAGGGCUGGGUCAAGGGCAGCGCCAACGAGAUCGGCAUGGACUACGACUACGCCCUGCUGGAGCUGAAGAAGCCCCACCAGCGCCGCUACAUGCGGAUGGGGGUGAGCCCCGCCGCCCGCCUGCUGCCCGGCAAGAGGGUGCAGUUCUCCGGGUUCGACAACGACCGCGCGGGCCAGCUGGUGUUCCGCUUCUGCAAGGCCCACGAGGAGACCUACGACCUGCUGUACCAGCACUGCGACGCCCAGCCGGGCGCCAGCGGCUCCGGGGUCUACGCCCGCAUGUGGAACCGGCAGCGGCGGCGCUGGGAGCGCAAGGUCAUCGGCGUCUUCUCCGGGCACCAGUGGGUCGACCGCGACGGCGCCCCCGAGGAGUUCAACGUGGCGGUGCGCGUCACCCCCCUGAAGUACGCGCAGAUCUGCUACUGGAUCAAAGGCAACUAUGUGGACUGCAGGGAAGGCUGAGGAACAUGGACACGUAUAUGCAUGCAUGCACAGCCACACACAUGCACACAUGCAUGCAUAGCCACACACAAGCACACAUGCAUGCACACCCUCUCACAAGCACACAUGCAUACCCACACAGA